CUCUCAGUAAGGUAUUAUUGAGGGUCCUAGUAGCACCAGGCACUUAGCAUAUUUCCACUUCAAUUCAGCAUUUGAUACAGCUUAUCCAUACACAUUACAUGGCUGGCACGGCGGAAGGUACUACCUAUUCCGCAUUUCUUCAGGCUGGAGCUCACGCUGGGACCUGGUAGCCAACAAACUGUGUCAGCUUCAGGCAAAUUCCUUCAGUGAUUCAAACAAACACUUCGGAGCGAAGAGUGAUUUCGGUGCUCGCUGUCGUCUUUUGACGAUUUCUCACAAACAAAGCCAAUUCGGCCGCCGGCGAUUUUGCGCUCAAAAGCGCUUGCUUACUCGCCCCACCGUCGCCCACCACUAGUCACCAAAGAGACCGAACGAGAACACCCUAGAAAACAUGGCGGACAACGCCGAGAACGGCAGCCCGGCGCAACCCGGCCCGGAGGUGGCCCCGGCCGCGGCCGCGAGCGAGCAUCUGAACGUGAAGGUGACCGACAACAACAACGAGGUCUUUUUCAAAAUCAAGCGCAGCACGAAGCUGGAGAAGCUUAUGACGGCCUUCUGCGAGCGGCAAGGCAAGACGCUCGCGUCCGUCAGGUUCCUGUUUGAGGGACAGCGCGUGCAACCCACCGAUACCCCGGACACGCUGGAAAUGCAAGACGGAGAUACCCUUGAAGUUCACCAAGAACAGGUCGGUGGUUUCUAAGCGCUGAUGGGGGCUCGGUGACGGGAGGGGAC
Messenger RNA from Thermothielavioides terrestris NRRL 8126, 732 nucleotides. RefSeq lists its product as uncharacterized. Gene Ontology annotation, cellular component: septin ring; nucleus. Bases 392 to 700 code for a protein of 102 amino acids. Gene Ontology annotation, biological process: protein sumoylation. Gene Ontology annotation, molecular function: ubiquitin-like protein ligase binding; protein tag activity. NCBI's taxonomy places the organism in Eukaryota, Fungi, Ascomycota, Sordariomycetes, Sordariales, Chaetomiaceae. The record is from RefSeq and is a predicted model, not a curated record. The transcript has 4 exons.